This is a messenger RNA of Sodiomyces alkalinus F11, 4090 nucleotides long. Its product is annotated as amino acid permease. Gene Ontology annotation, molecular function: calcium ion binding; mannosyl-oligosaccharide 1,2-alpha-mannosidase activity; amino acid transmembrane transporter activity. Gene Ontology annotation, cellular component: membrane. Gene Ontology annotation, biological process: amino acid transmembrane transport; carbohydrate metabolic process. Bases 329 to 3961 code for a protein of 1210 amino acids. Lineage: Eukaryota; Fungi; Ascomycota; Sordariomycetes; Glomerellales; Plectosphaerellaceae. The record is from RefSeq and is a predicted model, not a curated record. The transcript is spliced from 5 exons.
ACUCCGUACAUACCUAAGGUACACAUACAUCUUCUUCAUCUGCUUUGCUACGCUUCUCACUUAAUUCAAUAUGUGUCAAUGACAUUUGGAUGACAUUGAGAAGCUCAAGAUAUUCUUUUUGCUGAGUCUUUACUGGCUAACCCAGCAGAAAGUUGAGUAGCACUCUGCGGACCAUGCUUUGACAUGCGAUAAACGUUCGAGAUCACUGCAUCACCGGAAUACAAACCUGAACAUCCUCGAGGCCGCUCCCUCCAACACCGCAUCUUCUCAGACUGCCCACCACAUUCGAAACAAGGCAGUCUAAGUAGGGACCAGCCCCCUAAACGACAUGUCUUCCUUCACGGUCCCGCGCAACGUCCCGUCUUUCGGAAACCCGCAGCGACUCGCCGAGGACCGUCUUUGGGCUUCCUCUGGAACGGCCUCGCGCAACUCGCGAGGCCCUGGGCGAGUCUUAGACAACGUUCAGCACAGUGUCGACAGCUUCCUACGACCAAAGGGCCAGCUACCCAUGUACAAAGACAAGCCAUACACAUACGCCGGGUCGAGAAGGAUCCAGCCACACUGGAGGAGGAAACGGUCCUUGCUGGGCCUUUUGCUUCUCUCCACAUGCGGUCUGUGGUUCUUCGGCUUCUUUUCGGGUGACUCGAGCACCCGUCUCGGCGCUUCGCAAUGGAACUGGCUGGGGACUUCGGAACCGCCCGGCAAGAAGGUGGACUGGUUGAAGAGGAGAGAACGAGUGGUUGAAGCUUUCGAGCUCAGUUGGGACGCUUACGAACGCUAUGCUUGGGGCUACGACGAAUACCACCCUAUCGCGAAAACGGGCAAGCAGAUGGCACCCGAGGGCCUAGGAUGGAUCAUAAUCGACGCUCUCGACACUAUGAUGCUGAUGAACCUCACUUCGCGGCUGUCUCAUGCCAGGCAAUGGCUAUCAGAAUCCUUAACAUGGGAUCAGGACCAGGACGUCAACACGUUCGAGACUACCAUCCGGAUGCUCGGCGGGCUGCUGUCGGCACACUAUCUUUCGACCGAGUUCCCCGAUCUAGCUCCACUGGCGGACGAUGACGAGGGGGCGCCGGGGGAGGACUUAUAUCUGGAAAAGGCCAAGGACCUAGCGGACCGCCUGGUCAGCGCCUUCGACUCCACAUCCGGCGUCCCCUUCGCGAGCGUGAUCCUAUCCAAGUACGAGGGCAAGCUGUCCCACGGGGACGACGGUGCCUCAUCGACGGCCGAGGCGACGACAGUCCAGCUCGAGUUCAAAUAUCUGGCCAAGCUCACGGGCGAGAAGUUCUACUGGGACAAGGUCGAGAAGGCCAUGCAGGUGGUGGAUGACAACGGUGCGCAGGACGGUCUCGUCCCCAUCUUUAUUUACCCGACGAGUGGGAAGUUCAGGGGCAAGAACAUCCGGCUGGGGUCUCGCGGCGACUCGUACUACGAGUACCUCAUCAAGCAGUACCUGCAGACGAACAAGGAAGAGGAGGUGUACCGGGAGAUGUGGGAAGAGUCCCUUGCCGGCGUCCGCAAGCAUCUGAUCACGUACAGCACGCCGUCGCGGUUCACCGUCCUGGGCGAGCGCCCGUCAGGCUUGGAUGGGGCCCUGUCUCCCAAGAUGGACCACCUCGUCUGUUUCUACCCGGGCACCAUCGCGCUCGCCGCCACGGGCGGACUGACGGAGGCCGAGGCGAGGAAGCUCCCGAGCUGGAACCGGCAAAAGGAGGACGACAUGCGGCUGGCGCGCGAGCUGACGCAGACGUGCUGGGGCAUGUACAAGUGGAUGGCCACGGGCCUUGCGGCAGAGAUUACGUAUUUCAACGUCGACAACCCGCCGCUGCCGGAAUCGGCGCCGCACAACCCGCCGGAGGGCUUCGACCCGGACCCGGAGGCGGAAUGGAGGCAGGACUUCGACGUGCACGGCAACGACGUGCACAACCUUCAGCGUCCGGAGACGGUGGAGAGCCUGUUCUACAUGUGGCGGAUCACGGAGGAUCCGAAAUACCGGGAGUGGGGGUGGGAGAUGUUCAAGUCGUUCGUCAAUCACACGGCGGUGGACGAGGGCGGUGGUUUCACGAGCCUGAGUAACGCGAACCGUAUUCCCCCGGUACCACGCGACAACCUGGAGAGUUUUUGGCUGAUGAUGGCGCCGUAUCGGGAUAUCGAGCUCAACAAACUCAAGUUCAAAGAGGAUUCCCUCGGUCAGGGCAGCAGCUAUAGCAUGCACGACUUCAGCAUGCGGGAACCCACCUACGAUGCGCCUCCCUCGCCGAGGUGGUGGGAGCGCAUAUGGGAAGGCUUCAAGCGCGACCCGGCGCUGAGGAUCACCGGCAAGGUAUCCUCUGUUUCGCCCGACGAGUACGACGAGCGCGUCGUCGAUGGCGCCCACUACUACGAUCUCCGCACCGCCACCCUCAUGACCGCCAACCCGAACCUGUCCAGGAAGCUCAAGGGCAGGCAUCUACAAAUGAUUGCCAUCGGUGGCUCCAUAGGCACCGGUCUUUUCGUUGCGUCAGGGAGAGCCCUCGCCAAUGGCGGCCCGGCCUCUCUAUUGCUGGCUUUCUCUCUCGUCGGCGGCAUGCUCUUUUGCACAUGUCAGGCCCUUGGAGAACUCGCCGUUAACUUCCCCGUCGCUGGCUCUUUCUCGGCUUAUUCCACACGCUUCAUCGACCCGUCUUGGGGGUUUGCAAUGGGUUGGAACUACGCCUUCCAAUGGCUAAUCGUUUUGCCCCUGGAAAUCGUCGCUGCAUCCAUUACCAUCAACUACUGGGACGAAUCUAUCCAACGGGCCAUUUUCGUGACCAUCUUCCUCCUUGGUAUCAUCUGCAUAAACUUGUUUGGAGUCAAAGGCUACGGUGAGGCCGAGUUCAUCUUCUCCAUCAUCAAGGUCAUUGCCGUCAUCGGUUUUAUCCUCCUGGGUAUCGUCCUCAACAUUGGUGGCGUCCCGGGAGACGGCUACAUCGGAGGCCGAUACUGGCAUGACCCGGGAGCCUUCAACAACGGCUUCAAGGGGCUCUGUAGCGUGUUCGUCACGGCCGCCUUCGCCUUCGUUGGCACCGAGCUCGUGGGUCUUGCCGCCGCCGAGACGGCCAACCCCCGUAAAUCCCUACCCACCGCCAUCAAGCAGGUCUUUUGGCGCAUCACCCUCUUCUACGUCGUCGCCCUCACCCUCGUCGGCCUCCUGGUCCGCUCCGACGACAGCCGGCUGCUGUCCAACCAGUCGGCCGUCGACCUGACCGCCUCCCCCUUCGUCAUCGCCAUCAUCAACGCCAAGAUCGCCGUCCUGCCCGACAUCAUGAACGCCGUCAUCCUCAUCGCCGUGCUCUCCGUCGGCAACUCCGCCGUCUUCGGCUCCUCCCGCACCCUCGCCGCCCUGGCCGACCAGAACCAGGCCCCGCGCUUCCUCUCCUACAUCGACCGCCGCGGCCGGCCCCUCAUGGCCAUCUGCGUCGCCGGCGCCGUCGGCCUCCUCUCCUACAUCGCCGACCUCGACGCCCAGUCCGAGGUCCUCGACUGGCUCCUCGCCGCCUCGGGACUCUCCUCCAUCUUCACCUGGGGGUCCAUCUGCCUCUCCCACAUCCGCUUCCGCGCCGCCUGGCGCGCCAAGGGCCGCGACCCCAGCCACCUCGCCUGGCGCAGCCAGGUCGGCGUCGUCGGCUCCUACUGCGGCCUCGUCAUGAACUGCCUCGUCCUCGUCGCCCAGUUCUGGGUCGGCGCCUGGCCCAUCGACUACGCCUCCAAGACCUCCGCCCAGCUCGCCGAGUCCUUCUUCCUGCGCUACCUCGCCGCCCCCGUCGUCGCUGGCUUUUACAUCGGCCAUAAGCUCUACUACCGCACCACCGUCGUCCGCCUUCGCGACAUGGACGUCGAUACCGGCCGCCGGGGGUUCAACCUCUCCAUUCUAUUGGCUCAGGAGGAGGAGGAGAAGAAGGCGUGGCCGACCUGGAAAAAGGCAUAUAAAUUUUUAUGCUAGGGCAAUUUUUCUUUCGCUUUCUUUUUUUUCUUCUUCUUUUUUUCUUUUCUUUUUUAGGGUCGAGCCGAAGGCUUGAGGAGGGAACGGCAGACAAUGGGUUUAUGAAUGAGUAGCCAAGGCGUUUUGGGG